AUGGCGCCAACAAGGUUGGCAUCAAAGCCAAUCGGCGUCAAUGAAAACAUGAAUGGUUUGCUUGGCCAUGGGAUAACCACGAGGAGUAAACAGUUAGCUUCUUUAAAGACUAACAAUCUAAAAGUUCCAAAUAAGAGGAAAGCAGACAGUCCUUUAAAAGAUGCUACUGCAAAGCGGGCAGCGUUUGGAGACAUUACCAAUGCCUUAAAUAAAACCAGCGCUCCUGGAGACAAGGAUAAGUGUACCUUGGCGUUGAAGAAGGUUACUGUGGAGAGUAAAGUGCUCCCAGCUGUUAAGAGCAUCAAGCCACAGAUAACAGCUGUGAAUGGUAAAACCUCCAAAGCAAAGUCUAUCCAGAGAGUAGCCACAAAUGCCAUUGAUGCUGUCCAGAAGCAUUUUACUAAGGAUCUUCAGAAGGCUGUUGCUACUAGGGCUCAGAAUGGCAUCCUCAAGAAUUACGAUAAUAAAAAAGAAAAAGUGAAUCAAAGCCAGAAUUCUGCCAAAUCAGCCAGGAGUGAUGUAUCUGAACCGUCACUUUAUGUGACGGCCCUGGAAACUACCAGUUCAGCUGAAACAUCAAAAGAGGAAUACAAGACGAUCAGUGAAAAACUGAAUAAAGUUAACUUAGAUGACACAGUGUGUUCCUUGGAUGAUGAGACGGAAGUGCCUCACAAGCCUCCCACAGGUGUCAAUGACUUUGACCUUGAGAACUGGAAUGACCCCUACCAGGUUUCCAACUAUGCCAUGGAUAUAUUCAACUAUUUGAGGAGUAGAGAAGUGCAGUUUCCAAUAGACGACUACCUUCAAAGAAUGAAGGGGAUCACAUCCUGGAUGAGGGCCCUCCUCGUUGACUGGAUGGUUGAGGUUCAGGAGAGUUUUGAAUUAAACCACGAGACCCUAUAUCUAGCUGUUAAGCUAGUUGAUUUGUUUCUGACACGGUCAUCUAAAACUCUGCCGGAGAAAGAUCAUCUGUCAAAGGAGGAGCUGCAGCUACUUGGUGCUUCUGCGCUAUUUAUUGCGUCGAAGUUUGACGAACGCAUCCCCCCUCUCGUGGACGAUUUCCUGUACAUCUGCGACGGCGCCUACACCCUCAGUCAACUGCUUAAGAUGGAAAUGAACAUCCUUCGUGUAAUAGACUAUGACCUUGGAAUCCCUCUUUCUUAUCGGUUCCUCAGGAGAUACGCCAGGUGUGCACGCGUAUCAAUGCCCACGUUAACUCUGGCGCGGUUCGUAUUGGAGCAGUGCCUGUUGGAGUACACCUUGCUGGAACAUUCCGACAGCAAAAUGGCGGCGGCCGCCUUGUACAUCGCUCUAAGGAUGAAGAAUAUUGGACACUGGACUUCAACAUUGCAGUACUACACAGGAUACUCCCUCAAAGAAAUACUCCCGGUUGCGCUCCUACAAAACGCUACGCUACACAAGAAACCCAAAUCGGCAAUCAGCACGGUGAGGAACAAGUAUUCCCACACUAUUUUUUUCGAAGUCGCCAAGGUACCUCUAAUCGAAGACUCUACGUUGAUGUCCAGCUGA
Molecule: messenger RNA, 1530 nt
Organism: Arctia plantaginis
Lineage: Eukaryota; Metazoa; Arthropoda; Insecta; Lepidoptera; Erebidae
Source: the annotation of a GenBank genome assembly